Molecule: messenger RNA, 1338 nt
Organism: Zeugodacus cucurbitae (melon fly)
Lineage: Eukaryota; Metazoa; Arthropoda; Insecta; Diptera; Tephritidae
Exons: 2
Coding region: 206-1231 (341 amino acids)
Source: RefSeq, a predicted model, not a curated record
GAUCAUACCGUAUUUUGUGGCCGUUACAAGUGGCUGCACGCCGCGACCGCUGCCGUCGCCGCCUCUGCCUGGCCUCCUACAGACACUUGCCACAAGAAAAUCGCUUUGGGUUUGCUUCUGUGUGCGUAUUGUUUUUGUAGGUGCUUACCUUAACGGUAUUUACAAGCGAUUUGCUGUGUAUAAAAUCAAUGUGCAGGAUAUUCAAAUGCUCAUUACUGAAUUCGCAGCAAACAUGAUCAAGUGCAACUUAGCAAAUACACUCGCUGUACCGCUACUUCUAUUGGCGCUCAGUUGUUCCACCACAAUUGGACGCCUUAAUAAACGCAGCGGCUACAUCUACAAGCAGCCAGCUGGACCACCGCAUGCCCCACAUGGAUUUUAUGAGAGUAGCAACACACUGCACCCACAUGAGUUGCCGUCCGGUCCGUCAGGUCCAUCUCAUGAGCCACCCAGCGGUCCAUAUUACGAGUACAAACCGUCGCUGCAGAGUGUGCAUUCUCAUGGAGGCGGCGGCGGCGGUGGCAAGUCCGGCUACAGCAUUGGAAGUGGUUUGCGUUCCAUCGCGCAAGGAUCGGCCAACCAGGCAUACACUGCGGUGGCCAAUCAACAUGCCGCGGCCAAACAGGCUGCUUUCAUAGCCAAAAACACUUUGGCACAGGCUGCCUCACAAGCAGCUGCCACGGCACAGGCAGCGCUGGCCGGCAAAAAGGUGAUUCUGCAGGAGUUGGAGCAACAGGCAGCCGAAUCGCAACGUUCCCUCUCACGUGAGCUGGAACAAUUGAAAUCCGCUAAGAUUGCCGCGCAGCUGGCUCAGCAAACGGCACAGUCUGCCAAUCAUCAUGUCUCUGUGCUGAUAGCGGCGGUGAAUAACGCAAAAUCGCUGGCUGAACAGGCCGAACAAGCUUCAAGUGAGGUGGCAAAUCAGUUGGCUUCGCAAUCGUCAAUGGUCGGUCAGGCAAAAAGUCGAGUGGAACAAGUGGAGGAGCAGCUGAAGCAGGCACGCAUCGAUUACGAGGCUACCAAGGAGGCGACACUGAAAGCCGCAUCUUCUGCCGCCGAAGCUCAGGUGAAUGCAUCCAAGGCGGGAGCGCACGCCACCAUCGGUUUGCACGAGAGUACCAAUCACAAUCCUCCAAGUGCGGAAGGCGAUGAUUCGUCGUAUGACAUAGAAACCACUGCGCACGGUCAAGAGAUACAGUAUGAGACACAUGACGACCAUAGGAAGAAAUAAUGGAGUUUAACAAUAAACAUGCAUGCGAUUAUUGCAGCAGCCAGUUAGGUUUAUUUGACCUUGAGCUAAACAUUUCUUAAUUAAGAUAAUAAAUAAAACAUACCAAA